AUGCGGCGGCGGAGGCUCGGCAUGACCCCCUCCCCCGGUCACCGGAUCGGCGGCAGCUGCUGCUGCUGCUCGCUCCUUUCUAUUUUCUCCCGCCGCCGCCGCCGCCGCAGCCCCAGUCUGAAUCCCAGCAGGAUGAAGUCGUCCACCGGCGGUGAGCGACCGGACGCCUCCGCCUCCGACCCAGACAGCGACUCCAGAGAGGAAGACGAGGAGGAAGAAGAAGAGGAGGAAGACUUCCUUCAAAAACGACGGCGGCGGAUCAGAACGGCCGACGUCGCCAGGCUCCCCGGGGUCAGCCGGCAGCGGCAGGCGGCCAACGCGCGCGAGCGCGACCGCACGCACAGCGUCAACACGGCGUUCGCGGCGCUGCGCACGCUCAUCCCCACCGAGCCGGCCGACCGCCGCCUGUCCAAGAUCGAGACGCUGCGCCUGGCGUCCAGCUACAUCGCCCACCUGGCCAACGUGCUGCUGCUGGGCGACGGCGGACAGCCCUGCCUCCGCUACCGCGGCGUCGUGCAGGCAACUGCCGCCGCAACGGCGCCGUUAAGGCCGAUCUGCACCUUCUGCCUCAGCAACCAGAGGAAGCUGCUCAGAGAUGGCGGGAAGCCCCCACCCUCGACCCUGUGA
This is a messenger RNA of Salarias fasciatus (jewelled blenny), 627 nucleotides long. Its product is annotated as transcription factor 15-like. Lineage: Eukaryota; Metazoa; Chordata; Actinopteri; Blenniiformes; Blenniidae. Gene Ontology annotation, biological process: developmental process; regulation of transcription by RNA polymerase II. Gene Ontology annotation, molecular function: RNA polymerase II transcription regulatory region sequence-specific DNA binding; DNA-binding transcription factor activity, RNA polymerase II-specific; protein dimerization activity. The record is from RefSeq and is a predicted model, not a curated record. Bases 1 to 627 code for a protein of 208 amino acids. The transcript has 2 exons.